GGAGCGUCCCGGCGAGCGAGCCCUAGAGCGGCGAGGACCGGAUCCGCUCUGAGGUCCAGCCUCAGAGCGAGGCUGAGGCGACGGAGCAGGAAGAGUCAGAGUCGGCGGAGGACGCUGCCGGCUCGGGGGUCGGUGAGAUGCCUCCGGGAGAUUUGGGGCCCCUGGGAAGCCUCGGGGUGGACGGCGACGCCGCGUGGACGGCAGCCGAGCCCGCUCCAGAGGCGGCCAGCCCGCCGGAGCGGAGCACGAGCCCACUCCCGACAGAGCAGCGGGGCACGAGCUCGCUCCCGACAGAACAGCGGGGCACGAGCUCGCUCCCGACAGAAGAGCGGGACGCGAGCCCGCCUCCAACAGAACAACGGGGCACGAACCCGCCCCCGACAGAACAGCGGGGCACAAGCCCGCCCCCAACAGAACAGCGGAGCACGAGCUCGCUCCCGACAGAAGAGCGGAGCACGAGCUCGCUCCCGACAGAACAGCGGGGCACGAGUUCGCUCCCGACAGAAGAGCAGGGUGCGAGACCGCUCCCAACAGAACAACGGAGCACGAGCCCGCCACCGACAAAACAGCGGAGCACGAGCUUUCUCCCGACAGAACAGCGUGACGCCAGCUCGCUCCCAACAGAAGAGCGGGGCACGAGCCCACUCCCGACAGAAGAGCGGGCCACAAGUUCACCCGCGACAGAACAGCGGGACACGAUCCCGCUCCCGACGGAAGAGCGGGACACGACCCUGCCCCCGACGGAACAACGGGACACGACCCCGCUGCCGACAGAACAGCGGGGCUUGACCCCGCUCCCGACAGAGGAGCGGGGCCGGGGCAGCUCCAACAGCUGCAGCCAGCAGAUCGAGGAAAUGCGCGAGACUCUGGAGCGGCUGGACGUGCACGAGAGCACGCUGGUCAUCAGGGGAGCGGGCAAGCACGGUACCGAAUUCCGGGAGGCGAUGGUGGACAAGGGUGACUCGGAGGCAGCAGUGCUGAGCGGCAAGAAGGACAUCUUUCGGCGCCUCAGGGACCUCAACUGCUCGCGCGACACGGACAAGCUACAGGCGCUGUGGUGCGAGACACACCACCUGCUGUCGGACCCGGGCUGGGCAGAGCUGCUGCGUGAGAAGAACCACUGCCAGCGAGUGGGAAGUGGCGCUGGAACCAUGCAGACGGACGCCCUGUCUGCCCAAUGCCUCUGCCGCACCCGCUUCUCCUGCUGGUUUCACGUAUGGGCCAUCAUCUCCGGCAUUUUCCUUUUGAUUUUCGCCACUCGCUGGAUUUGCAGCAAUGCAUGGAGCGCUAUCCGAUGGUGCUGUCGCCUACCGGCGUACUGCAGACUCUCCAGCACCAUGAAGGCCGUGCAUUAUGUGAACUAUGGCAUGGACAAGAAAUCGUGGGACUCGCGGUCGGCCUGCUCGGAGCAGAUCAAGUCGACCAUAGAGCUGAGCCUGAGUCAGCUGUUCAGCCGGUGUGACGUCUCGCUGCUGAUGGUGGGCAGUCUGAGCUCUCGGCUGGGCAAGUCGCUGUGCGCCCGUCCGGAGGCGGAGGACUCGCUGCAGGAGUACCGGCUGACGCGGCCGGUGCUCGGCACAGACGCCGAUUUCAUGGUGGUGCUGCAGGUGCCCGUGGCGCCGGCCGACGCCGGCGGUCGCCAGCUCUCCUGGCAUGACUUGGAGGGCGUCUCGCCGUACCACACCAUCUCGUUCAGCGGGUUCCCACAGCCUCAUCCGGCCCCCUUCAUGCCCGCGGCACGGACCUGCGGCGGCGCGUCAGCCCGCGGGGCCACGCCUCGCGAUCCGCCGGGGCUGGAGGUGAUGGAGCGCGCCGCCGGCCCAAGGCGCGCCGACCCCCGGCUGCUCUCUCGCCAGUGCUCGAUCGACUACACGCUGCCCGAGCUGGAUGAGGACGAGCCGCCGCCGCUGGCCGAGCCCCGGGAGGCGGGCGAGCAGUGUGAGAUGCUGGUGCGGCCGCCGCCAGAGGGCGCCAUCGAGCCACAGGCCAUACAAAGGUCGGCCAGCUGCAGCACGGUCCGGCUGCGGCGGCAGCUGACAACGCUGGAGGUGACCAACAGCGCCGCCACGCCGCCGGGCUUCGCUCGCGUGCAGCUGCUGCUGGAGCGGGUGCUGCCCGAGGACCGACGUUGGUGGCAGGAGCGGCUCAGCGAGACGAGCGGCGACGGCGCCGUCUACCUCUCCAGCCUGAAGGCACGCCGCCUGAUGGAGGAGAUGUUCGGCUCGCUACAGCUCGCCAUAGAACAGGACCGCAGCGACAUGUCCAUCGUGGACAGCUGUCUGGCGGACUACCGAGGCGUGCCCAGCUACGAGAAAGAGGUGCGGGCACGAGGUCCUGCCAUCAUGCUGAAGCUGACCCAGCGCGAUGACCGUGCGUUCGCCCGGCUGACCUGUCUCCAGAACAGCUGCUGCUACUGGCUGUGCCUCUGCUUCGUCGUCGUCAUGCUCAUCCCGUUCUCACUCUGGAUCUUCCUCACGGGAGGAUCUUGGCCGGUGCGCAAGUGUAUCGGCGGUGCCUGCUGCUCCAUCUACUACUGCGUGACGCUGCUGCUGCCGAUGGUGCUGGUGCUACCGGUCACGAUGCUGGUGCUGAUGCUGUCUGGGCCAGGCCAGCCGUCGGACAACGUGUACGUGGUCGCCAUGAUCGCCUACCUGGUCGUAUCGGCCUGCUUCGCGUCCGUCUUCGUGUGCGUGUCGCAGUGCUUCUUCAAGCUGCCCACCAUCUUCUACGGCGACUUUGUGACGGCACUCGUCUGUCCUGUCUGGCCCAUACAAGCACGCGAGUUCAAAACCAGGACACGUCUGUGGCCGUCGCGCAACGUGGUGGACACGGUGGUGCGAUGCGGCUGCCACCUGGUGCCCAAGUCUGCCAUCACGUGCGCGUGUGUGGACGUGCGCGGGGAGGCGCCCUGCCAGGAGGCCCACCUGCUCUGGCGCUACUCCUUCUCACAGGCGGAGGUCACCCUCAGCAAAAACAUACCGGAGCACUACCGGCGGGCUUACCUGACGCUCAAGUGGCUUGUCAAGAAGUACAUCAUGCAGGCCGACUGCCCGACGACUGUCAACAACAGCAACUUCCGCUCCUACUACCUUAAGACGGUGCUGUACUGGGAGCUGGAUCAGGCCGGGGUGCUGGAGUGUACUGACGGCGUGGAGGAGGUGUUGCUGCAUCGGCUGGCACUGCGGCUGCAGCGCUACAUUCGGCAGCGCUACCUGUCGCACUUCUUCAUCCCUGAGGUCAACUUGCUGCUCGAGCUGACAGACGUCGAGUUUGACAGGAUCGACCGCCUGCUGAACCAGGUGCUGGAGAACCCGGCGCGGCUGAUCAAGAGGCGAGAGCUGACGGUCACUUUCUACGCCAUCGCGCUGUGCGAGAGCCUCUUCUGCACGCCGGGUCGGGACUACCGGAGCGAGCUCUGCUUCAACUACGCCUCCCGACUGCACCAAGUGUGGUGAGCUCGUCCAGCAGCGCUGUCUAACUGCACGGCACCUGGCGAGCUCGUCUGGCAACGCUGUCUGGCUGCGCUGCCCCUGGUGAGCUCGUCUGGCAGCGCUGUCUGACUGCACGGCACCUGGCGAGCUCGUCUGGCAAUACCGGCGGACAGCACCACGUCUGACCACGUCAUCUGUCGCGGAUCGGCAGACUGCAUCCGUUGAAGUCGUCUGGCAACACCGGCAUCUGCGACGCAUCAUGGUCGCUCAGCUGACCUGCCCGCUCCAGACGUGUGAUCCACCGCAGACCGCGCGAGCUGGCCGUGAUCUCUGGCAUCUGGACGACAUUCUGGCCUGACCUGCCCGCUCCAGCCGCGUGAUCCACCGCAGACCGCGCGAGCUGGCCGUGAUCUCUGGCAUCUGGACGACAUUCUGGCCUGACCUGCCCGCUCCAGCCGCGUGAUCCACCGCAGACCGCGCGAGCUGGCCGUGAUCUCUGGCAUCUGGACGACAUUCUGGCCUGACGUUUGUCCAGUGUGCUGAUGGUUCCUUCCAUUAAGAUUAGUUGCAGCUUUUGUGUGGCCCAGAUUUAGUGUAAAUGCGGACGGCAUUUUGAGCUGGUAGUACAAAACAGGAGCUUUCUGACAAAACGUCUUCGGAAACAGUAGCCGAUAUACGUUAUAACGUGUAUCAUUGAUGCUGUAACCACAGUGCACAACGCAGAAUUUGACAUUGUAAGCCCAGUGCACAACGCUGGACCUAGCGCGAGUCCACCAUCCCAGCUCUCCUAGCCGUGUAUCUGUCAAAACACGAUCAAGCUGUUGUGCAAUGAGAAGGCAUCAGUGUCAUGUGAAGCCUGUUUGACUCUCGCCUGGGUGUUCUGCACUCGCAUUCGGUCGCCAUGUGCGCGGCUGGUGCACGGCCGGUCUGAGCUAUUAGCUUGGUGUUGUCAGCACCGAAGUGACCCGGCGUGGGGGCAGUGGUGCACCAGGCUGCGCGGCACGCGGGUGGUUUUAUUGGUUUA
Messenger RNA from Pollicipes pollicipes, 4455 nucleotides. RefSeq lists its product as uncharacterized. Bases 138 to 3455 code for a protein of 1105 amino acids. The record is from RefSeq and is a predicted model, not a curated record. The transcript is spliced from 16 exons. NCBI's taxonomy places the organism in Eukaryota, Metazoa, Arthropoda, Thecostraca, Pollicipedomorpha, Pollicipedidae.